This is a messenger RNA of Styela clava, 3530 nucleotides long. Its product is annotated as alpha-L-fucosidase-like. Gene Ontology annotation, biological process: glycoside catabolic process; fucose metabolic process. The record is from RefSeq and is a predicted model, not a curated record. Gene Ontology annotation, molecular function: alpha-L-fucosidase activity. Lineage: Eukaryota; Metazoa; Chordata; Ascidiacea; Stolidobranchia; Styelidae. Gene Ontology annotation, cellular component: lysosome.
AUUUUCUUAAACAUCCUAGACUCGCCUAAAUAUUGUUUGUAGUAUGGCUUCUCUUGUUGCAUUUUUACUUUUGGUAUGCUGUUCAUUAGCACUUGGAAAGUAUGAUCCAACGUGGGAAUCUCUUGAUGCAAGACCUUUACCUCAGUGGUACGAUGAAGCAAAACUUGGCAUUUUUAUACAUUGGGGAGUUUUUUCCGUGCCUAGCUUUGGAACAUCAGUGAAUGGAACUGCUGGUGAAUGGUUUUGGUGGUAUUGGCAAGGUGAAAACUAUACAACACAUACUGAUUUCAUGAAACAAAACUACCCUCCAGAUUUUCAAUAUGCAGAUUUUGCUCCUCAGUUUACAACAGAAUUCUUUGAUGCUGUUGAAUGGGCCAAACUUUUUGAGGCUUCUGGUGCAAAGUACAUUGUUUUGACCAGUAAACAUCAUGAAGGUUAUACAAACUGGCCAUCAGCUGUUUCUUGGAAUUGGAAUUCAAUGGAUGUCGGCCCACAUCGAGAUUUGGUCGGUGAACUUGCAUCUGCUAUAAGAAUGAACACAAGUGUUAGAUUUGGACUCUAUCAUUCCCUUUUUGAAUGGUUCAAUCCAAUGUAUCAGAAUGAUAGGAAAAACUUUUUCAAAACGAAUGAUUUUGUCAGCAAAAAGACGAUGCCUGAACUGUAUGACAUUGUUAACAAAUACAAGCCUGAAGUAAUUUGGUCUGAUGGACAAUGGGAAGCCAGUUAUAAAUAUUGGAAUAGCACGGAAUUUCUAGCAUGGCUUUAUAAUGAUAGUCCUGUCAAGAGCACUGUUGUAACCAAUGAUAGAUGGGGUAUGUUGACCCCAUGUAAACACGGUGGAUUUUUCACUUGCAAUGAUCGAUACAAUCCUGGUGUUCUGCAACCAAGAAAGUGGGAAAAUGCUAUGACAAUUGAUGGAUUAUCUUGGGGUUUCAGAAGAAAUGCAAAGUUUUCUGAUUAUUUGUCCAUUGAGAACCUUAUCCAGACUUUUGUGACAACUAUCAGUUGUGGCGGUAACAUGCUGAUGAAUGUUGGACCAACUAAAGAAGGAACUAUUCCAGCUCUCUAUCAAGAAAGAUUGAGGCAGAUGGGAGAAUGGCUCGGUGUUAUCGGUGAAGCUGUGUAUGGUUCUACACCUUGGACUCAUCAGAAUGAUACUCUGUCUAAGGGAAUUUGGUAUACAGCAAAGCCAGGAACAGUGUAUGCAUUUUUUUUUACAUGGCCGGAAUCUGGAUCUCUGACUUUAGGUUCUGCGAUUCCCGUAGCUGAAACCUCAAAAGUUUCUCUUCUAGGCACUUCAAUAUCUUUGCCAUGGGAGCCCAUCAAGUCAAAUGGUAUUACAGUAAACCUCAACAGCAUCAAGCCAACUGAAAUUCCCAACAAAUGGGUUUGGGUUCUGAAGCUUGUUGGAUUUCAGUAGAAUAUAUUACCGGUAUUUCAUUUUUUUGAAUCCUAAUUAAUUGCAUCAUUUUGUGCAAUAUACCAGUUUUUCUGAAUCUUUGGGUCUGAAAAUUUUCUUGGGGCUCGUUUUCAACAUGUUUUUUCAUUUUGAUCCUAUCAAAAAGUUCAAGUGAAAAUAUUUUCAAUUGGUGAAGCAGUACAUUUUAUAUAACUUGUAAUCAUGUAUUGUGGAAUUCUACCUAUCUAGUAGUAUUGCUGGCAAUAAUGUAAAUGGCUAUAUUUUGCAAGUAAUAUUGAUAUACCAAAAUCCAUUAUUGUUAGUGGGAAAAGGUGCACUUUCUCAAUAAUAGUCUACAAAUGAUUAUUUCUAGAAUAGUGAGUUUGUUUUUAUUUCACUAUUGUUUUUUAAAAGUUAUGUGGUUUAGUUCAUCAGUUUUGAAUAACAAAUUGAAUAAAUCAAGAUAGCAAGUAAAACAAUUCUUCCACGUAAUUAUCGUAACUCAUCCCAAUGCUCUAUACUGCUACUUUACCAUGCCGUGAGAAAAAAUUUUUGUACUCAAGUUUGAUGUUAUAACGCAGUUUGCAGUGCUCAAGUUCUAUUUCAUGCAAAAUUUGUUCAAGGUAUUUGUUAUGCCACAAGCUCAACCUGAUUGGAAAAGUUCUGUAAAGUGAUUAUAAAUUAUUAAAGCAUUAUUAUGACCAACAUGACCAUUGCUACUGCUGCCAUUAGAUAUGCUAACUAUGGCCGAAUCUGACUUAAAACUAUACCGAUGAGUGAUGACAGAGAAUAAUAAAAUCUUUUUUUUGUCUUUUAAAUGAAAAUUACUUAUAUUACUUAAGAGAGCUGUAUGUUUGGUAUUAGUACUAUCAAAUUCAGUUCAUUUUGCAGUUUAAUUUUUCAUGUCUUAUAAUUUUGUUAUUUUCUUUAAUGAUAAUGCAGUGAACAAAUUUUGUGAUUUGUGAAUUAAAAUAUAUACUUUUCUAUGAUUGAUUACCCUAAUAUUGUGUUUGCCAAUGAGCUAUUCAACACUAUAAUUCCUUAUAGUCUCAGUAACUGUUGGCAUUUUACUGGCCUACUGUAGUACCUUCGCUCAGAGAUCAGUCUCCUUAAUUUCUGAGUGAGGGCGUGUUACGUUGCUAUUUUGAAGCCAUGUUUGUGACUGUAUGCAACGUUUGUUUAAUGUGGAUCUACCGGUACCUUAAAUAUUGUUGCAAAUAUUUUUAGUUCAUUUAUGCAUGGUCCAAAUGCCCCGCAUUUUAUAUUGAUUAUUUGUAGUUUUCUAAUCUAUCAUUACACAAUAUGAGUCCACUAUGAAUAUACUUUUCAUUGAAGUGAAGGCAUGAACUUCCAUAUAAUUAUACCAGAAUAUUGCUUACAAUUUAACUCUGCCCAACAUAUUUCUAUUUUAAAAUAAAUGAACUGUAAUCAUAAAAAUUUUUCAAUGAAUUUGAAAUGUAGCCUAUGGACAGGAGGGCCAAAUGAAUUUUUUCACCCGCCAUUCCCCAAAACAAUAUCCUGAACGAAGCUUGAACUAUGGAACAGCUGCUGUGGGUCUAGUGCCACCAGUAUUUCUAGUGUGCGUGGUAUAAAAUUUUUUUAUAUAUCAUUCCUGACUCUUACCUUAUUACUUGACUAUGUCAUUCAAAAAUUAUGUCACUGUGACAUUACAAUCGCAUAAUCAAGCUUGCCAAAAUAUAGCAUCGAUGGCCCGUAAGGAUGUCUGUGACAAUGAACUCACUGAAGCUGGCAAUCUUUCUUGCGAUUGUUGUUGUCGCAGUGAUAGAAUUUUUGGUUGACAUCAGGUGGGGGUCAGAAAUAUGCAAAAAUUGUUACGCUACACCCACUAAAACUACACCACACUACGGACACUAGACCCACUGUUGCCUUUCAGUGUUUCCAACGAAAAUAUGAUUUUCUGAUAACCUUAGAUUUUAUUAGUGUUUGACUACAGCCAUUUCUUCUUUCUGAAUAGUUCUUAAUAUGUGAUCCUCAAUUUUGAUACAUUGAUUUUUUUCUGUGUAUACUGUAUAUGAAUCGUCUGAAUCAAGUUGUGCUGGAAAUUUCAUAUUGGUUCCUUACGUGUACUUGAUAACCUUCACAUUCUAAUAUUUUCAAAUCAUACAUUAGA